GGCGCGCGCGCAGACCUGGGGGCGGGCGGAAGGUUUGAACUUUUUCGGUGUCGCGGGCUGUUGGGUUGACUGUAGCUUCUCGUAGAACUGUCGGUAUUGCCCUAGGGGUUCCUGGGGAGGAGGAGGGGCACGGAACUAAUACACGCUCUAGUCAGCUGCCUCCCGCCAGAAUUGUCCUUUUUGCAUCCGGCACAAUUCCCCCAUACACACACCCUUCCACCACCCGGGGGAAGCAGGUAUUCAUUUUUCCCAGGAUAAGAGUGUUUUGAGGCCAUGUCUGGGACUCCCUUCAGAUCCUGCUUCAGGUCUGACUGCAGAGAGAAGUUGAACUUCUUUCUAGAGAAAGAUGCUUCCUUUUCCUUUUACUCAGAAUUUCCCCAAACCCCAUCUAGCAAGUUAUUUGUUGAUUCUGGAAACAUCAGUUCUUCGACAGGAGCAACUCCAAAGCGUUGCCUGGACCUGUCAAAUAUUAGCAUUGAGGAGACGGCUGCCAUCCAUCCUACCACGUCACCAGACCUCGACAAAGCUGGUAACUUGGACUCUUCAGGACCUCAGGAAGUACAAUUAGCUGGAAUGGGUCAUCGUCAGCAUAUUAGGAAAUGCAUCUCUGCACAGCUACUGUGUAGCACUCCCACUGCCCUAGGUUCCUUCUGCCGAAAGACAGGUGCAACAGAUUGCUCCUCCUCAGACAAAGAAAACGAGAAUGGCUUUAUAGAAUACUCUAGAAGGCCAACACUCAGAUCCUUAAGACUUCAAGAAAGAUCAAGAAGACCCCUCUUGUCUCCUCUUUCUCUACUAGACAACAGAAGCUCUGUGGAAGGUGAAAUAAAUGAUCUGGGAAGCCCUAUUACCAGAAUCCCACUGCAUCAGGAUGGGGAGGAAGGCCGGGCAGGGGAGACUUCACUUGAGUUAAUCGAGUUUUUCCCUGAUGAGCAAGAAGCCAAGGAAUCAGAUAUAAAGAAGACAGUUUCACUCAGUGAUGGUAAUGCCAUUCAGAUCAUGGGGAAGAAUUCUGACCCGAGGCAGUUAAUAGGUGAUUUCACCAAGAUCUAUGUACUACCCAUAGUGACAGGAAAACAUCAAGAUCUGAAGUACAUCAAUCCGGAGACGGUGGCUGCUCUAUUGUGGGGACAGCUACAAGACCUGAUUGAGAAGUUUUAUAUUAUUGAUUGCCGCUACCCAUAUGAGUACCAAGGAGGUCAUAUCCAGGGAGCUCUGAACCUGCAUAGUCAGGAAGAGCUACGUAAUUUCUUCCUGAAGAAGCCUUUUCUUCCUUCCAAUACCCAGAAAAGAAUAAUCAUCGUGUUUCAUUGUGAAUUCUCCUCCGAAAGAGGCCCCCGAAUGUGCCGCUAUCUAAGAGAAGAAGACAGAGCUCUGAACAAGUACCCUGCACUACACUACCCUGAGAUAUACAUCCUCAAGGGAGGCUACCGAGACUUCUUCCUGGAAUAUGUGGAACUCUGUGAACCACAGAGCUAUUGCCCAAUGCAUCACCAGGACCAUAAAGCUGAGCUUUUGAGGUACCGCAGUCAGAGCAAAGCAUGGACUGAGGAGCGGCAGCUCCGGGAACAGAUUGCUUGUCUCAUGAAGGAUGAGGAUUCAAGCGCAGGAAGGAGCUGCCAUCAUGGUGGUCACUGGCUCACACCAUGGAUGCCUAGAGAAGAAGUAGUGACUUCUGUGGAAAACCAGCCCAAUGAUUUACCAAAAAAUACUCAGCAGGCCAAGACAUUUGAUUACAAAAGUCAAGUCAGCCUGGGUUCCAGUGAGUAUUAGGAGCCUUCUUGCUUCAGCUACAAAGUUUACAGUAAUCAGGGAGAAUUCCUCCAUUCUUUCUUUUAAAAAUAAAAAAGAGAGAUAACAAAUAUUUCAGGAUGAGAAAUGGGCUCAGAUUAUCUCAUGUUCCAUAUGAAGAAGUAUCCUGUUGCUUGUGAUGUCCCAGCAAGAACUUUAAACCACUGUGGUAUGAACAUCUUCAUUCAUUGCCUGCUAUCCAAGCCUUUCUCUAGCUCUCUGUGAUCCAUUUGGUAACACUUAUCAUCCCAAAACAUGCCCCAGACUCUUUUCCACCUGAUACCCAGUCUUAGGAAACACUGUAACUUGGGUUAUUGCCAGCUCACAAUCAGAUAUACCCCUAACUGGACACAAAAUCUUUUUAGACUAUAGCCAUAGAUGGAUAUUCAUUCCAGCUUCUCAAACAAAUCUCCUCCCAAUUCUUGUCAUGGCCCAGUAGAAUGAGCUUCAAGAAUUAGGUCCAGUACCAUUCUGGAGAAGAAUUUGGAACUAUGCUCAAAGGGCUAGAAAACAAUACAUACCUGUUGAUCCAGCGAUGCCACUACUAGUUCUAUAUCCCAAAGAAAUAAAAAAAGAUUGGGCGGUAGGGGAAAGGACCUCUGUGUACAAAAUAUUUAUAGCUGCCCUUUUUGUGGUGGCAAAGAAUUGGAAAUUGAGGAGAUAGAUGCCCAUCAAUUCGGGGAAUGG
This is a messenger RNA of Dromiciops gliroides (monito del monte), 2478 nucleotides long. RefSeq names its product cell division cycle 25C (gene CDC25C). Gene Ontology annotation, cellular component: nucleus; cytoplasm. NCBI's taxonomy places the organism in Eukaryota, Metazoa, Chordata, Mammalia, Microbiotheria, Microbiotheriidae. The coding region runs from base 274 to 1773 and encodes 499 amino acids. Gene Ontology annotation, molecular function: protein tyrosine phosphatase activity. Gene Ontology annotation, biological process: G2/M transition of mitotic cell cycle; positive regulation of G2/M transition of mitotic cell cycle; positive regulation of G2/MI transition of meiotic cell cycle. The transcript is spliced from 14 exons. The record is from RefSeq and is a predicted model, not a curated record.